Molecule: messenger RNA, 2830 nt
Organism: Aspergillus alliaceus
Lineage: Eukaryota; Fungi; Ascomycota; Eurotiomycetes; Eurotiales; Aspergillaceae
Product: MHYT domain-containing protein
Exons: 4
Coding region: 311-2656 (781 amino acids)
Source: RefSeq, a predicted model, not a curated record
CGCUUAUUCUUCCUUUGUUUUUCCGCGCUGCGUUGUAACCUUGGGACUGAGAGGAGCACCCACGAGGGGCAGUGGGUGGAGUAUCAGCUAGUGUUAAUCGUUAUAAUAACAAGAUCUAUCCCCAUAGAUGGCGAUGCUCGUCAAUGCGUCAGCCUUAUUUCCAACUUUUGCUGUACCAUUCCUUGAAUGUAGACUUUUUACUGACCCUAACCAUGCACAUGCGGUGAAAUAUCCUCUCUCUCUCUCUCUUCAUUCCCUGUCAAUGAAGUCCCAAACGCCUCCAGUUACUUCAUAACAUUCUCAUUCGAAAAUGCCGAAUGCAGACGCUCACACCGACGGGGCGCCCGUCGGAGUAUCAUAUUUGGCCGGGUUUAUCUUUCUUUCUUAUGUGGUGAGCAUGAUGGGAUGUACUACUACCCUGGAACUUCUCCACCGAAGGACGGCGAGAGCCGGUUUGUAUAAUUGGUAUCUAUUACUUACCUCUUCAGUAGCCAUGGGAGGCGUUGGUAUCUGGUGUAUGCAUUUCAUUGGGAACCGAGCGAUCGUUCUUGGUUCCGGUCAAAAUGAUAUUCAAAUCCUCUACAGCAUGACUUUCACAGGCGUCUCAUUUGUGUUACCAGUGGCUGUCCUCCUUGUCGCCUUUUAUGCCAUCGGGGCAAGUGAGAAAGCGGGUUAUCUCCGGAUUAUGGUGGGAGGCUUGCUGACCGGUUCCUCGGUCUGUGGUAUGCAUUACGUUGGCCAACUAGGCAUUGCAAACUAUCAAUGCUCCUACCGGGCUGCUAAUGUCGCUGGUUCGGCCGUCAUUGCAGUCUUCGCUAGUACCACCGCUUUGAGCAUCUUUUUCCGCUGGAGAGCCACUUGGACAGACAGUUGGUGGAGGCGAGGUGUCUGUGGCUGCUUGCUUGCUGCAGCCGUUUCUGGUAUGCACUGGACGGCCGCAGGGGGAACAUCAUACCGGAAUUUUGAUCGGUCUGUCAGGAAGGGAGGCCAGCUUUCCCGAACUCAAACCGUAAUCAUCUGUGCUGUCUUGGCAUGCGCAGCUUGCGGUGUAUUAUCAGCAUGUGCUAUAGUUGCUGGUGGGAGCCGUAGGAAGCUAAGAGCGCAAGCCCAGCAGCUGGUCCUGACCUGUACUUUCUUUGACCCGGAAGGUCGGAUCAUGGUUACACCACAUGCAUUGCUUCCAAGCCGGAAGAUUGUUGAUCGGUACAUUGGAAGGACAUUCAGUGACGAUGACCUUACGCGAACGCACCCGGCCUUCCUUUGGGCUGUUCGAGCGAGUAGGAACUGGAAACUCGUGAGGGAUGUUGUGCCUCUCAUGAGGGCCCGGAUACAAUCUGACGAGCUCACGAUGGAACAAUAUGUCUCCAAGGGAACUGUGUCGGACCAAGAUGCUGAAUUGCAACCACACUUCGAUGAUCUGUUCAAGCGUCAUUUUUGUGUGACUGCUCAAGAUCUCGCCGAUGAAGUUCGACAGCCGUUACAGGAUAUGGGAAUGUUAUACGACCACGUAUUGGCGACCGCCACCCCAUCUUCGCGUUUCUCUCGUGCGAUGGGGUACUCUAGGAUACGCAUGGGGAAAGGCCAGCUCUUGUUCACAGUGCGACAACUGAAGAAGCAAGAAGCCAGCCGUAUGGCUGCAGCAGGUUUUCGAUUCACAACCAUCGAAAAUGUUACAACGAUCUUGUCCCGCCGUAUUCACGUUCCUGCCACGAGUCUGGGAGCCCAUCUGAAAGACAUGCGAGAUUACGCCUCCUCACAUCGUAUAUUCGAACCAGGAGUUCAUCUUAUCUCGUUCAUUAUGCGCCCUACGAUCCAUGACCACUUUGAAGUGUUAACUUCCAAAGGUGUCGGCAACCCCUUACCAUCAUCGACUCUAUCGACGAAGCGUCUCCAAAUUAAACAUUUAGAGAUGAUAGCACACAUGGAAGGUUGGACCAUGUCAACCUGCCUGAAUUGGCUCAAAUCAGACCAUGCACGAGCCUACAAGGAUGUCGGCGAAUUCCGCGAGCAAUUGAUAAAUGCGAUCACGGCACUAUCCUCUUCCCUCCCACCAGACGUGAAUCUAGCAUCCAAGUUCUCUGCACGCCCUCUCAUCGCCCCCUCUCGUACGAACACGAUCUCAGAUGGCCAGAACUGCAUCCUUCUGCCCUUCUGCGUGGUAGGGUCCCUAGACACGCAAGUUUCCAACCCAGACUUCACCUUCACCCCUCUCCGUCUAUUCCGCGUGCAGCAACAAACAAACGAUAGCCUCAGCGAAAGUGACGGCUUCGCUAAAGAACUCAGCCAAGAGCUUCUAUAUUCAAAGAUCCAUCCAACCUCAUCUACCAACUCCGACAUCACCGACUCCAUUCGCUCCAAACUCCGCUUCUGGAAUCCUCGCAAACAGCUCGACUCGACGAUGAAAACCGCUUCGCAGGAGUCUCUCGCCGAGAAUCUCGCUCCAGAGAUCAUGGUCCGUAGAGAGGUCAAGGUGGAUGUUGCUAAGUUGGCCGAGCCGACCUUCGAACCCACUUUGGGAAGACAUGCUUCGCAGACGACUGUGGUUGCCGGUGAAAUGGCUUUCAACACGUACGUCGACGAACUGUACAACCUCUGUUACUCACCCGGUGUACGACUACGACCAGAUCCGGGAUUCCACCAGAUGUCCGUACGCUGAGACAAACGGAAGCAUACCCAUAAGUCACACCUAAGAACAAUCGUUCCCUAAUGUUUGGAGUUAACAAUCUAAUCUUCUCCCUGGUGGGCCCGCUACAGCAACACUUAGAGUGCAUCCAAGUCGAACAGAGAUCAAAACGGGAGAAUAUCCCUGGAGCCUGAACCAGGGCUCGGG